This is a messenger RNA of Anopheles gambiae (African malaria mosquito), 1006 nucleotides long. RefSeq lists its product as uncharacterized. NCBI's taxonomy places the organism in Eukaryota, Metazoa, Arthropoda, Insecta, Diptera, Culicidae. The record is from RefSeq and is a predicted model, not a curated record. The transcript is spliced from 3 exons. The coding region runs from base 185 to 751 and encodes 188 amino acids.
UUUUCUACAAUCUUAACUUCAGUACUCUGACCAUCGCGUUCCUGAUCGCACACGGCACGGAGAAUUACCUUUAACUUUUGUUUUAGAAUUGUGUGAUCAAUCUUACAAGGAAAGCAGCAGUUGCAAAAAGCUCGUAGCAAGUGCGAUAAUUUUGUUAUUUCGUAAGGUGCGAAUCAAAUAAUCAAUGGCUCCGGGUGGAUAUGGUACUAUUGGCAGCAAUCGGAAACGUUUGCUAGAUGCGGAGGAACGGCAGACGAAACUGCGUCCUGAAAGUCCAAUCGCACCGACAAGCAACUCUCCAGCACCUGAUGGACCUGUAGCGAUGGCGGCAGCUGCGGAAACUGCACCGCAGAAAUCUGUACAGUCCACUGAUAGCUUGGAGGAAAGCGACGUCGACGUAGGUAGCGAAGACGAAUGGAGCAUUUUUGACAGUUCUGAUCCGUACAGUGAGACUGAUGACGAUACUGAAGACAGUACAGAUGAUGAAGACUAUGGAUCAAAUACGUUUGUUCAAAAUCUUCGAGCUUGGGCCAUUUCUACCAAGCAGACACGGUUUGCACUAAACUCACUGCUAGCCUUGCUGCGGGAGAAAACAAACUUGAAGGUGCCGAGAAAUGCCCGAACGCUGCUGAAAGUGCCACCCAAGCCGAGAACCAGAAUACAAACCAUGCGCUACUUUGGUUGUAUUUUCUUGUUUGGUGAAUCUGCUACUGUACAGUGUAGCGGUAAGCCAGUUGCAUGUGAGUACUAAGCAACGGUUUUUGUCCUAAACGCGAAAGUAUUUCUUUUGUAUUAAAACUUAAACGCUUGAUACCUGGUGGAAAUCCAGAUAAAACAAAGAAGUUAUAAAUUGGAUUAUGCGCCAUGUUAACUAACACACUAGAAGGACACUAGAAGGAAAGAAAUAGAAGGAAACACUAGAAUUAAACUAAAAGAUGUGGAAAUGGACGAGAAUUGUACUAGUAAUGGUCUAAUAAAAAAAUAAUGAAAUUUAAACAGAAAAAAA